Molecule: messenger RNA, 2378 nt
Organism: Lindgomyces ingoldianus
Lineage: Eukaryota; Fungi; Ascomycota; Dothideomycetes; Pleosporales; Lindgomycetaceae
Exons: 6
Coding region: 216-2228 (670 amino acids)
Biological process (GO): regulation of DNA-templated transcription
Cellular component (GO): nucleus
Molecular function (GO): zinc ion binding; transcription cis-regulatory region binding; DNA-binding transcription factor activity, RNA polymerase II-specific
Source: RefSeq, a predicted model, not a curated record
CUUCACCCACAAUUGCCAUCUCAGUUCCACCAUAUCUCGCAUGUCUCAUGCUCCCUAGCUGCCCCUCGUGCCUGCCUAGGCAGUCAACGUCUAUCACCGAGGCCAUUGCCACUCCAGCGCGCGGACACGUCCCUAACCUUUCUUCCAUCGAGCCUUCCCCAGCCCAAUGAGCCCAACCCGAAACGAGGAAGCGCGACGAAGACGACACACCUACUAUGUCGCUCAACGCGGCAUUCGACCUCCCAAAGGGGAACUCGCCGCCGGUGCUGCUCUCGAAGACAUGCCAGAACUGCUUCCUGCUGAAGAUCAGAUGUGAUCGGACGCAACGUAACGAUAUCUGCGACCGAUGCGCUCGAUUAGGGAAACACUGCGUAUUCCGUCCAGCGCGGCGGCGGGACAAUUCAGCGAAGCGUGACUCGCGCAUUCAAGCGCUUGAGGCCCAAGUUCAGCAACUGCUCUCCACGCGCGAUCCCGUCCCCCCACUCCCUCCAAUACCUUCCUCUUCCUCUGAUUCCGCCCCUCCUGCCUCUGUAGCCUCCCCUCACUCGUCCUACACUCGAAGCGAGCCUCCUGAUGGCGACGUCAUCGACGUCGAUAUCCUCACAAUCGAGCGGGCCGACACCCUCGUUGAGAUGUACAAGUCCGACAUGAUGCCCCAUUUCCCCUUCAUUAUAAUCCCCCCCCAUGUCACGGGGAGCUCAAUGCGGCAUGAGAAGCCCUUUUUGUUCUUGGCCUUGCUCUCCGUCGCUUGCUUUCACGAUCUCCCCACCCAGGAUCGGCUCGGAGACAGAUUCAAGUACAUGGUCAGCGAUAAGGUACUACUGGGUGGCGAUGACAGCUUAUCGCUGGAAUAUCUGCAGGGCCUCCUGGUCGUGCUGGCCUGGAACCAAUACCACCAUCGAUCCAAGUACUACUCGCAGUACCUCCAGCUCGCUAUCUCGAUAGCAGUGGACAUGCGGCUGGACCGCCGACCUAUUCGCAGCAAAGGUGCCAAUGCAGGCAGGAAACGAGACGUGCUCGCCAUCGAUCCGGCCACACAGGUUUGGGGCUCCGAGGAGCAAAGAGCCGCUGCCGGCAUUUUUUACUUAUCGUCUACCAUUUCCAAACUUCUGGACAAAUUGAACACUUUCCCCUGUACCCAGUACAUCGAGGAGGGCUGUCUUUCAUUACGGCAGAAAGCCGAGUACGGGACAGAUAAAGAUCUAUACCACGUGAUCCGACUCCAACGCAUCAUAGAAAGCAUAGAGACAUUGUCCAGUUCCUCGAGUUCGGAGACAGAAGCCCAUGCGGCCUACUUGCGCACAAGAUCGGAGCUGGAAGAGUUCCGGGUAUACCUGUGCUCUGAUGUGAGCGACAGCCACCUCCUCUUCAUGCAAUUCCACACAGCAAAGCUCUUCCUCUACCAAGUCGCCUUCUUCGAGCGCUCAUUGCAACAGUCUCCCGCCUUGAAUCUCAGUAUUCUAUGUGAGGGACUUGAAUCCGCAAAGUCUUUCCUCGACCUAUACCUAUGGCUGCCGCCGAAGUCGGAGAUGGCUUUAACCAACUCGGAGUGGAUACAGCUUUCCUUUGGUGUCACACUCGCGGCGAAGUUCGCCAUUGUCAGCAAGGACCCAAAUGUCGAGCCCCAAACGAGAGAGCUAAGGCACCGGCUAAACAUCGAAAACGUCUUCCGACACCUUGCACUGCGAAUAGGCGCUCUCGUGGGCAGGGCGACCGACGGAAAGAAGGAGAAAGACAUCUUCGUCUACUACGAGGCAAGAGUUCGGAAGAUCCAGACAUGGUACGAGAGAAUGGUGAGAGCCACUGGGAGUGACAGCCCGACGUCCCAGCAGGUAAACCUGUCUCCUCCCCAACAGCACCCGACCCCCAUACCAGGCCAGAGGGUACCACAUCCAGGCUCAUCAGGCUCAACGUCAACACCCUCGGCCGUGGCAACGCCACCCUUUUCUCCGCAACCAAACGCUGGAUACGGGAAUGUAGGAAUGACGACUGCUCCUUUCACGAGCGCAGGAAUGACUUCAAUGAGUACGCACGCUGGUUACGGCGCUCCAACCACCGUUCCACAACUUGCAUUCAUCGACCUUAUGGCAGCGCCAGGUUGGGAUAUGCCGUUUGUGGUGCCCAUGGAACAAGACCCGUGGGCAUUCGACAUACCUGUCCAAUACCAAGGCUCGCAGAUGCAAAGUCCACCAAGCGAUGGACAGUGGGGGAGUCCUAGUAGUAUGUGAUUUGACCAACCAUUUAUGCAUGUGGGCUUUGGAGUGUAGCGAGAGCGAUUUCUUGUAUAUUAUUUAGAUAACCUGUGGGUUCGUUUGACUUUGGAGGAUGACGCUCCUUUUCUACGCGCACGGUUUCCUUUUAAUUGGGAAAGGCUGGUC